Molecule: messenger RNA, 1804 nt
Organism: Cannabis sativa
Lineage: Eukaryota; Viridiplantae; Streptophyta; Magnoliopsida; Rosales; Cannabaceae
Product: histone-lysine N-methyltransferase ASHR1
Exons: 14
Coding region: 166-1593 (475 amino acids)
Cellular component (GO): nucleus
Molecular function (GO): protein binding
Source: RefSeq, a predicted model, not a curated record
UAAAUAAGAUUAGAAAUUGAUGAAGUGUUGUACAAAUUAACCCUAUACUAGGCUAUUAGCGAUCAUUGUACUUCUAAAUAUAAUUAAAAUUAAAAAGGAGGAACCUUUCCCCGUAAAACACCAUUUUUCUGCUUAAUAUCUCUGUUUACAAAACCAGCGACGGCAAUGGAAGAAUUGGAGACUGAGCUCAACGAGGGUUUCUUAACCAUCUCUACUUUGCCAGACAAGGGUCGUUGCCUCUUCGCCACCAAACACUUCUAUCCAGGGGAAGUUAUUCUGAGAGAAAAGCCUUAUGUUUCGGUGCCUAAUAAUAAGUCCAGAUGUGAUGGUUGUUUUGGGACCAGUUCUCUUAAGAAAUGUUCAGUUUGUCAGAUUGUUUGGUACUGUAGUACUUCAUGUCAGAAGGAAGAGUGGAAAUUGCAUCGUCUUGAAUGUAAUGCUCUUUCAAAGCUUGAUAAAGAAAGAAGAAAAUCUGUUACACCUUCUUUGCGUUUGAUGCUGAGACUCUACAUUAGGAGGAGAUUGGAAUCCGAAAGGGUUAUUCCUGCUACUUCCAUGGAAAACUACAAAUUGGUGGAGGCAUUGAUUUCUCAUAUAUCUGAGAUAGAUGAGAAGCAACUGGUGCUCUAUGCUCAGAUGGCUAACCUUGUCAACUUGAUGCUUCAGUUGCCUGAUGUCAACAUAAAAGAGAUUGCAGAAAACUUUUCCAAGCUUGCUUGCAAUGCACAUACAAUUUGUGAUAAUGAGUUGAGACCCCUGGGGACCGGGCUGUUUCCUGUCAUAUCUAUUAUUAACCACAGCUGCUUGCCAAAUUCUGUUCUGGUUUUUGAGGGAAAGUUAGCUGUCGUGCGUGCUGUGCAACAUAUACCCAAAGAUUCUGAGGUGUUGAUAAGCUACAUUGAAACUGCGGGAAGCACUCUGACCCGUCAAAAGGCUUUGAAAGAACAAUAUCUCUUCGCUUGCAAAUGCGUUCGCUGCAUCAAAUUGGCUCAACCAGAUGAUAUCAAUAAAGGUGCAAUUGUGGAAGGUUAUGGAUGCAAGAAUACUGAAUGUGACGGCUUUUUACUCCGUGAUUCUGGUGACAAAGGAUUCAUUUGCCAACAGUGUGGACUUAUUAGAAGCAAGGAAGAAAUAAAGGAGUUAGCAAGCGAAAUAAAAUCACUGUCCGAAAAGGUUCUUGAUUCCGCAUCCUCACAAAAUAAUCAGGAAUUGAUCACUACACUUGCUAUUGAGAAACUUAAGAGAAAACUUUGCCAUCGUUUCUCAAUCAGCUUGAUGCAAACUCGCGACAAGCUUUUAAAGAUGUUUAUGGAUUUGCAAAACUGGCAUGAAGCUCUAUCUUAUUGCAGAAUGACCAUUCCAGUAUAUGAGAGAGUAUAUCCAAGUUUUCAUCCAUUGCUUGGUUUGCAAUAUUAUACAUGUGGCAAACUUGAAUGGUUUCUUGGGGAGACAGAGAAUGGUGUGAAGUCUCUAACCAAGGCAGUUGAUAUACUUAAAAUCUCUCAUGGAACCAAUACACCUUUCAUGAAGGAGCUGUUGAUGAAAUUGGAUGAAGCUCGCGCCGAAGCCUCUUACAAACAAACUCUCACCUAAAAUUUGACUCAAAAUCUUCCUCUUCUUCUUUUUCUGCUGCUUGAAAUUCUAUGGGGUUUUGUCAAUCACAUUGUUUAUUUGUUUUUCCUCUGCUAUGGAAAUAGAAUGUUGAUUAGGAAAAAGAAAGCCAUGUAGAAGAGUAUUGUUGAUUGUACAAUUUUAAUACCAAGUAAAUAAAAAGGAAGAAGGGAAUACUUGAUUAACAUACCAA